Molecule: messenger RNA, 617 nt
Organism: Chironomus riparius
Lineage: Eukaryota; Metazoa; Arthropoda; Insecta; Diptera; Chironomidae
Source: the annotation of a GenBank genome assembly
UUGCUUGUUUGUGAUCAAGAUGAAGUUCCUCAUUUUCAUAGCUUUCAUAUCAUCUUACUGUGCAAUCGCACAAAGUGCUGAAGACUGUACACAUUACAUUGAACGCUGGAAUUAUCAUUUAAAAUCUGGGCAAAAUUUGCAAUCUCGUGAGGUGAUUUCACGUGCAAAAGAAUUUGAAAAAGUCAUUCAUGAAAUCAAAGAAGCAAACCCACCAAACUGGAAGGAUAAAGCCAAUAGUUUCGUAGAAAGAAUUAAGGCACUUGAUCAUCAUGUAGUAUCCCAAUCACUGGGCGAAUUUAGUAGUUCGAUUAGUGAUGCAUUUGGCGGACUUGUUACAAGAAGUGAUAUCUUUCAUGGACUUCAAAAUAAUACUCCAAUAAAUAAGUUUCCAAUGACUUGCAUCAACAGUUUUGCUGAAGCUUAUAAGGUUUUUAUAAGUGGACAAAAUUCAGCUAAUGAAAAAAUUCUUAAGCGAGUUACUUCAUUUAUCAAUAAAAAUUAAUUUCUGGGAAGCAGAGGGGUGGGAUCCUGAUUAAAAUAAGUGAAAGGUUCCUUAUCAUAGUCAACAAUUCUGUUGGUAAUAUCCCUGGCUACACCUCUAGCUUCUUAGUUUCGAG